AUGGAGCCCAAGAUGGAUGCCGGGCUGCGAGCAUUGGCCUACUCUGGCUCUUUUCAAGAUCUGGAAUCACUCCUCAACGGGAAAGCAGCCGCCUACACCAUCGGAAGCUCGGCGACGCAGCCGCCAGCUUUGUACGCGGUCACCGUUGGAGGUGACACCCUUCUCCACGUGGUCGCCGCCAUUAAUGGCGAUUCUGAGGAUUCCACCAACAAGGCCAGCCUCGUCUACGACAAGGCACCUAGCAUCCUCUUCGUGCAAAACUGCCACGGAGAUACACCCCUGCACUCUGCUGCACGGGCGGGCAACAUGAGAAUGGUGUCUCUUCUCAUUGAUCUCGCCAAUGGUCAGGGUAUUAACAAUGCAAAGGGACUUCUUGAAACACAAAACAAGAUCCAUGAGACAGCCUUGCAUGAGGCCGUCCGCUCUGGGAACAAUGAUAUGGUCAAGUUGUUCAUGGAGGAGAACCCACAACUGGCCCGUUUUCCUGAACAAGGCACUUCGCCGUUGUACCUAGCCGUCUUACUGGAAAACAAAAUCAUCGCAAAAACACUCUACGACUUGAGUGGUGGGCUUCUUUCAUACUCUGGACCAGAUGGACGAAAUGCAUUGCAUGUCGCUGUUCAAGGAAGCCAAGUUGAUAGAAUGGAUAUAGGGACUGUCGAUUAUGCUUGUCGAAACAUAUCAUUGUCAUGGAUUUUGAAUAUGCAAGACAAAGAUGGGAACACUGGACUACACCUAGCGGAAAAUGAAGUACAGAUACUCAAAGCACUCAAAUAUGUCAGUGCUAAAAGGGGUAUUGUUCACCAGGGAUUCUUGGAUGAAUUUGAUAUUGACCAAUCAAGACAGGAAGAAAUACAUAUGAUGAGUCAAGUGAAAGAGGGAACACAAAGUCUUUGUAUCGGCUCGGUCUUAAUUGCAACUGUAACCUUUGGUGCAACUUUCACUAUGCCUGGAGGUCUUAGAGCUGAUGAUCACACUAAUGCAGGCUCACCAACACUUGCUGGAACAUUUUAUUUUUAUGCAUUCAUCGUGGCCAACACAAUUGCCUUCACCCUCUCGGUCAUGGCUACAAUUUCUUACAUAAUUUCUGGGACUCCUGCGAUCGAGAGGGUCUUCCUUUCAGCUGACAUAUCGAAUGGUCUCUCCGUCAAUCACAUUCAGCAGUUCUACACUCUCUGGGCGCUUUGGGAUCUCGUUUAUCUCCAGGACGAUGUCCCUGAUGACAUCACCUGGACUCUCACCUCAAAUGGGGUGUAUUCGGCGGCUUCAGCAUACAAGGUGCAGUUCAAGGGGACCAUUCUCAUCACCAUGUUGUCAGGGUUUGGGGUGUAA
Messenger RNA from Triticum aestivum (bread wheat), 1332 nucleotides. Its product is annotated as protein ACCELERATED CELL DEATH 6-like. The coding region runs from base 1 to 1332 and encodes 443 amino acids. Lineage: Eukaryota; Viridiplantae; Streptophyta; Magnoliopsida; Poales; Poaceae. The record is from RefSeq and is a predicted model, not a curated record. Gene Ontology annotation, molecular function: protein binding. The transcript has 5 exons. Gene Ontology annotation, cellular component: plasma membrane.